UUUGAUGGGGAUGGUCGAAUCCCCCAUCUUGACCUUGGUAUUGUAUGACCCUGUUGUGGAGGUGUGGAUAGUCAUAAAUUAUGCCUCGACGAGUGUCUUAUUUAAAGCUCUGUUCUCCAACUCACUGCACAGAACUGCAUGCAACGAAGCAAUGGCUCAACAAGAAUACAAACUAUUCGGUGAUACUCUUCUCGAGUACAAAGGGAAUGUUUUUCAUUUGGACAAAAUUCAUUCAAAGGAAUUUAUUGAAGAUUUGCCGCAAUUCGAAGUCAGAGAUGAUGACGUUUACCUUGUGACUUUCCCCAAAUCAGGGACCGUAUGGACCCAGAGAAUCAUCACCCUGAUCUUUGAGGAGGACUUCCCCGAGCUGAAGGACGCCCCCACCUUUAGGUGGAUGCCCUGGUUAGAGUACCAGCCCAAAGGCACGCCCACCUAUGCCAUUCGCCGCUCCCCACGCCUCUUCUGCUCCCACCUGCAGGAGCACCUGGUGCCAAGCGGCCUGCAGAAGAAGAAGGCCAAGGUCAUUUAUGUUUCCAGGAAUCCAAAAGACGCAAUGGUGUCCUACUUUCACUUUACAAAGAUCAUCAAGAAUCUGGAGGACGCAGAACACUUCAACGAGAUGCUCGACAACUUCAUCAGUGGAAGGAUGAUGGGAGGCUGUUGGUUUGACCAUGUUAAAGGAUGGUACGCCAAUCAAGACAAGUACAACAUCCUAUUCCUCCACUAUGAAGACAUGAUCAAGGACCUGAGGUCUGUGGUCGUGCGUCUGUGUGAGUUUGUUGGCAAGAAUCUGCCAGACGCCGCCAUUGAUGCCAUCAUCGAGAAGGUGACCUUCAACAACAUGAAGCAAGAUGACAAAGCCAACUAUGAGUUCUUAACCAAACACAUCAAGGACAGGAACAAGGGCCAGUUCAUGAGGAAAGGGACCAUCGGCGACUGGAAGAACGCCCUGACAGUGGCACAGAGUGAGCGCUUCGACAGAGUCUACAAUGAAAGAAUGAAGGACCUGCAGCUGAACUUCAGCUGGGACAUCCCAGUGGGCCACAAGGGACAGGAAGCAGUGUGCGAAAUACAGGGGGGGUCCGGCGGCCUCGACCCUGUCGAUUUACCCAUGAGACCCACUGAAAGCCUCAAAAAGAAAAUCUGAGGGGGCUCUCAAAUUUUAUCAAAAAAUACAGAAACAAAAAUUGCCCAUGGCCCUGGAAGUGUUGUAUGUGUUGGUUGGUACUUCGGGAGUUGGGUUAGUUUAAUCACGUGGGGUUAAAAAUACAGUGUUUAUUAAUGCUGUGUUUUGUAGUUGGAAUAGUGGCCCCCCACAUAGGUGGGCUUCUGUUUUAAGGGGGGGAUAUGUAACCACCUAGGCGGGUCUCUCGAGGGGAUAUGUAACCACCUAGGCGGGUCUCUCGAGGCUCCGCCCAUUUGUGCUGCUUGCCUGUUCUGUCACCGCUCUUUAUUGUGUGCAGGUCUCAGGUGUGUGCAAUGACCCUGCUGAUGGGUGAGGUAGAAAAGGCCUGCCGUGCCGACACCCAGGGGGCUGCUCUCCUCCGCUGGCGUUAGGCUCUGUUUGGUUGUUCCCAUGACUGAUCUCACACCACACUUUAGGUUACAUCACAUAUCACUGACUUACACCACAUCCCAUUACCUUAGUUUCUGUUAAAUCUCAUGUAAUAAAAAAAUUGU
This is a messenger RNA of Gadus chalcogrammus (walleye pollock), 1680 nucleotides long. Its product is annotated as amine sulfotransferase-like. Gene Ontology annotation, molecular function: sulfotransferase activity. Lineage: Eukaryota; Metazoa; Chordata; Actinopteri; Gadiformes; Gadidae. Gene Ontology annotation, cellular component: cytoplasm. The transcript has 6 exons. The record is from RefSeq and is a predicted model, not a curated record. Gene Ontology annotation, biological process: sulfation. Bases 5 to 1147 code for a protein of 380 amino acids.